Molecule: messenger RNA, 4590 nt
Organism: Rattus norvegicus (Norway rat)
Lineage: Eukaryota; Metazoa; Chordata; Mammalia; Rodentia; Muridae
Source: RefSeq, a predicted model, not a curated record
CCUUAUGCAAAUCGUGUCGCCUUCGAGAAGCAAAUAGUGAUACAAGAACUGGGGAGGCGGCUUCGACGCGGACCCUACAGAGCCUGUCGUCCGCCCGAUAGCCAGCUUCAUCCCCGCGGACGUCCAGGCUCCGAGCCAUCUAGCGACUCGGCGAGCGGCCUCAGGUGGACAAUCAUCUGGAGAGCCCGCCUUGGGCCAGGGACUUUCACUUCAAGCCGAGUCCCCAGUUCAAGAAGGAGGUACGGCCGCCUCCUUACCCCCAGCUCAGGCCCACCAUGGGGAAGAACAAUAGCAAGCUGGCCCCUGAGGAGCUGGAAGAUCUGGUCCAGAACACGGAGUUCAGCGAGCAGGAGCUAAAGCAGUGGUAUAAGGGUUUCCUGAAGGACUGCCCCAGCGGCAUCCUCAACCUGGAGGAGUUUCAGCAACUCUACAUCAAGUUCUUUCCUUACGGAGACGCCUCCAAGUUUGCACAGCAUGCUUUCCGCACCUUCGACAAGAACGGCGAUGGCACCAUCGACUUCCGGGAGUUCAUCUGCGCCCUUUCUGUCACCUCCCGUGGCAGCUUUGAGCAGAAGCUCAACUGGGCCUUUGAGAUGUACGACCUGGACGGUGAUGGACGCAUCACACGGCUGGAGAUGCUGGAGAUCAUUGAGGCUAUCUAUAAGAUGGUGGGCACCGUGAUCAUGAUGCGCAUGAACCAGGAUGGGCUCACGCCCCAGCAGCGUGUAGACAAGAUCUUCAAGAAGAUGGACCAGGAUAAGGAUGACCAGAUUACGCUGGAGGAGUUCAAGGAGGCGGCCAAGAGUGACCCGUCCAUCGUGUUGCUGUUGCAAUGUGACAUGCAGAAGUAGGGCUGGUGAGGGGCAGGGCCCCUGGCCAGGAAAGGCGUGGCGCCUCCCAACCUGAUGUCCUCUCUGCUGGCCCACCCCUGGGGGGAGGGGCGUUCCAGCCUCACUCUCUAGCUCACCCAUUCCUCUGCCCAAGCCUUUCUCUCCUCAGUCAAGCUCCACGAGUGACCACCUCAUCCUGCGAAGGAGACAGGUCCUCUCAAGUAGCCUGUCCUCAGAUAGUCUGCCAUUAGCUCCACCUCUAGCCUUGGCCUAGAACCAACAUCCUUUGGGCUUAGGAGAGUUGGCUUUUGACCCUAGAGGCGAGGUUAAGGAGGGGAUGAGGACUUGCUUUGCAAUCCUGCUGUUCUCAGGAUUAUGGUCCAAAUAAACAGUAUGGUCCACGGGCCCCAGGUGGAAGGACCAAACCGGGUCUAUCCUGGACUCUCCGGAUUCCCUGAGAGGUGGUCUCUGCCCUGCCCCCUUGCUCUACCUGGCUUCUCUGGCCCCAGCCUUUGGAACGUUCAAUGAGUCCUUUCUUCAGCUAAUGCUUGUUGAGUACUUGCCCCAUGCCAGGCACCUGACGGUGCUAAGAAUACGGUUGUUUACAGAAACCCAUUCCAUGCCCCCUGGAAGCCCACAUGGUAACAAGACAACUUCCAAGGGUCUCGGUCUCAGACCGGGAUGUGAAGCACAACAGGAGAUGAGGGUGCGAGGCAGCUGGCGAGUUGUCAGAACUAGUGUGUCCUCCAGUCGGUGCCACCCAAAGCUGCAGAAAGACCGAAUGAAAAGCCUGAGGAAGCUUAGGUGCCACGUGGGUGGAAACUUUAAGAAAAACAAAACAAAAAAUUAUGUAAUAUUUAUUUUUUUAGUGCCCUUUCGAAGAGAUAAGAUCAUUUUAUUAGACUAUUAAAAUAUACUCUAUAUUACUUGAUUUCUUAAAAAAAAGAUUUAAAUGAAUAUAAAAAUGCUAACGUUGGGGGUGGGGGGGACGUUUAGGCAAAAGCGGUAGGGCUACCAUCAGACCUGGAGAACCCGAGCUCUCACCACCAGCAGUUCCUGCUGUCCUCUGCCACAUCCCUUUAUCUGCUUUUCAUAGUUCCACGGGCGACUUUUCUGUCCCACGCUUCGGGUGCUGGCGUCAGAGAACCAGGGGCAAGCGCAGUUCAUACCCACGUCUUGGAAGCUUGUUUCUGAGUUUGGGUUGGUUUGGUUGGCUUAUCGUUUCACAGCCUAAGCUAGACGGAGCUAGAAGAAAGGAAUCCUGCAGCCGCUGUGCGUGCGGGCUUCUGGGCUCUGCUUAUUUGUGAACCAAAUGCUUAAAGAAUGUGCUGGAUGUACUCCAUACAAAAGGCUUUCCCUAAACCUUUCCAUCCUAGAUCUGCCAGGUAAUCUACUUCGUCCACCUCCAAGCUCACCAGCUUAGCUUUCUGAACUUUAAGGUCUCUGAGCUAACUAUUGUGCUGCAUGCUUUCCAGAAAAAAAAAAUCCACUUGCUUCUUCCAGCUCCACACCUCACUUCCGCCCGCGCUUCCUUGUGAUCAGAGGUUGGCUUUGACGUGCCAUGACAGUUGGCUUCCUCUUGAACUGCUGUGAAAACAGUCUAGUACAGAGAUGCUGUCAGCUGGGGUGGGAGUUGAGAGCGCUUGUGAAGCCGGGGCGUGUGCUGGCAAAGAUUGCCCUGCAGAAGAUACACGAUUUGCCACUUCCGGGUGUUCAUCUCCCUGCUGGUCGAAGUGUUUGUAGAUUCUGACCUGUGGUCCGAAGUUCUGUCUGACUUUCCUUCUUGUGGCCUUUGGAGGGAGCAAGUCACCUUCUUCCUGACCUGCCUACCCAGGCCAUGUGGUGAGGCUGAGGAACUCUUAGCCUCAAGUGAUAGUGGUAGGUGUUUAUUUUUUGGUGACGCUUCAUGGGGCUGCUGCACAGCUCUCACAAACUGCCCGUUAAGCUUGUCUUGUGCUGUCAUCGCUGCGACAGAUACAUGAGUGCUCCACGGCCUAGCUCGGCUGGGACCUGAAUCUUCUAGUGAAAAGCUUUUCCUUGCCCCCAAAUGUUUAAUCUAGCCCGAUUCACAACGACACAGAAUUCCUUGGCUUUCAAAGGCUUGUAUCUGCCUGCAUCUUGUUUUGUCCUCACAGCCCAGGGAGAUAGGGGUUUUCAGUACCUUUACCCAGGCUUGGAAGCUAAGGUUACAGGUUGAGGGUGAGAGGUCUCUUGUAUGAGAGACAAUAUUGAGACUCGAAUGCAAGGCUCUCUAAGAGUCUCUUUUCUGCCCCACCUGAUUUCUCCAGAUGCUAACUGCAAGACAAAUUGACUUUGUCCUUUUAGAAGUUUCCUGCCUGCCAAGAACUUUCUGAGGGGACAGUCUUCCAAAAAGGAGGAGGAGCUUGAAGUCGCUCCAUUUUCUAGCAUCCUCUGGUUGCUUCAGGGCAGCUUUGCAUGGACCAAAGCUGUUCUUGGAGGCUGCAAACCAAAUCCUGGAAGCACCUUGCUUGUCUUCCCCACUAUCUUCCUUCCUAAGGGAAUUACUUUUCUUUUUCCAAGCUGGUCGGCAAGUUCUACUAUGCGACAGAUCACUCCAGGCUUCUGGUCACCCCCUCAUGGGCAAUAUUUGCUACUUCGGCCAAGGGUUUCAGACAGCCCAGCAGGCCCCAAGCUGGCUCCGCCCUCUUGCUGAUGGGAGGAGCAACAGGCAGGUUAAGCCUCGCUCCCACAUUCUCCUGGGUGUCUAAACCUCAGCAUAUCCAGGAGACCACGUGGUAGAGUGCCCGUCCCUGCCUUGGGAAGAGAAAGGUUUCCCAUCUCUGCUCCAGCUUGAGAAGCGUCUUAUCAUGAAACACGAGGUCAGCAGAGAUCUGUGUGCGUGACUUGCACAGACAUGGAAACAUAAAUGCAGUUAAAAUGCUGACAUAUCAGAUGUGAGGUUCUGUAUCCUCUUACAGAAUGUGAAUCUGGUGGUUCCAAAUUUAGCCUUCUCACACCCCCUAUCCUCAUUCAUCCUCUCUGGCUAAGCGAUGAGCCCCCUAUUUCUCAUCCCCAAAAAAAUCCCCAGCGUGGGCCGCUCUGUGCGCUGCUGUAGGCCACGCAGCUGCCUAAUUACUAGCGAAUCUUUGAAAUUAAGAGAAAGCCACGCCCAUUGGCAAAGGCACUAAUUCUUCUCUGCUCUGGCAAUGGCAGGACCCCAAAAGCAGAACUCCAUUUUACGUAGGAGGUCGUGGGAGCAAGAAGAGGACAAGCUGGUCUCCCUAGGCAGGGCAGUGAGCAGACACUGUAAAUAUUUUUACACAAAAUUUUAUUAAAGCAAAAGUUAUUUCCUGAAGAUCCACCCUGGGUGAGGCUUUGUGUUGGCUUUAGAAAUCACCUCGGGCCUAAGAAUACAUUUCUUACAUAGCUCCUUCAUUGUGCUCAAAGAAAGCAAAGGAUUCACGUGCUCAAUUUAAAAGUCUCCGAAAAACAUGGGUUGUUUUUUUUUCCUAGACUUUUCAGGAUUUUCUCUUCUUAGCUUUGUCACAAUGUGGGGUAGGACAGGGUCUCCCAGGAUGCAUGGGUCCCUCUGCUUGGUGGAGGCUGUCCAGGCACUUGGUCUUCUAAGCAGUGAGGAAGCCUAGGUGUAUCCCGGUUCACCAUGGGAGCCCCCGUGUAGCUCCGACCCCUCCAGACAUGCAACUUCUACUUGUGUUCACAGCGACCAUCUUCACUGAUCAACCCUGUGCCACGUGGUGUGUGUUUUCCCCACUGACAAUGAAUAAAAGGUGUGACUGUA